AUGCGCAUAAAGGUUGGUGAGGCGAUACCUGCUGGUGUGCUGAAGGAACUCAAGGCUGGUGUGCCCACCGUGGUGACUACUGCGGACCUAUUCGCUGGCGGACCGGUCGUGUUGUUUUCCUGUCCCGGCGCGUUUACGCCGAAAAGCACCGAACAGCAGUUGCCAUCAUAUCUAAAACAUGCCGCUGACAUGGUUUCGCUUGGGGUCAAGUCUAUCGUUUGUAUCUCUGUCAAUGAUGCCUUUGUUAUGCAGGCUUGGGGUGAUGCUUGUGGCGUGGGCACUGAGAUCCGAAUGCUGGCCGACGGCCAUGCGGAAUUUCACACCAGUAUGGGACUGGAAAUGGAUUGCACGCGCUUUACCCUGGGAUUCCGUAGCCAGCGUUUCUCGAUGCUGGUAGAGAACGGAAUGCUAAGUUUGCUGAAUGUGGAGGAACCAGGGGAAUACAGCGUCAGCGACGCUAGCGUGAUUUACCGACAACUGACUGAGCGCCAGCCUAAGGCAGUGCUGAGCUAG
Molecule: messenger RNA, 513 nt
Organism: Nerophis lumbriciformis (worm pipefish)
Lineage: Eukaryota; Metazoa; Chordata; Actinopteri; Syngnathiformes; Syngnathidae
Source: RefSeq, a predicted model, not a curated record